Diutina rugosa is the source of this 747-nucleotide messenger RNA. RefSeq lists its product as uncharacterized. The record is from RefSeq and is a predicted model, not a curated record. Bases 1 to 747 code for a protein of 248 amino acids. The transcript has a single exon. NCBI's taxonomy places the organism in Eukaryota, Fungi, Ascomycota, Pichiomycetes, Serinales, Debaryomycetaceae.
AUGACCAACAACGUCUACAUUGAGGAGGCACUCAAGCAACGGCUCCCGUGGCGCCAGCGGUUUGCCCUCGCCGCCGCAGCGGCGGCGUUGCUGGUGACGGUGUACGUGGGCGCCGAAUACUACCGCUUCCGCAACAGCGACGACGACCACCGCCAGGUGUUUCUCCCCACCUGGUUCCACUACAACAAGACCAAAUGGCGCUACCCCCAGGGGAUCUCAUACUUUGAUGGCGACGCUCCCCCGCCCCUUGACGCUGAAUUCCCCGACCACGUUCGCUACCUAGCUUUAGCGGAAAUGGGCCAUGCUCAACCGCUCCGGGCGCAAUUGCGGGCGCUUGGCCAUCGCCCUCCCUGGGCUCUCACCCCUCAAACACACCAGGUGUGGGUAGAGCUGAAGGGCCCCACGGUGUGUGGGCCCAGCAUCACGUUCUCCAAGCAGGCGCCGCGAGUGCAAUGGCGAUGGCGGGUAAAGCCCGUCAAUGGCUACGACAUCGAGCUUGGCGAGCUCGUGAUGGAGACGACGGCAGCGGCGCUGGCGCCAACGCUGGCGCGGUGGGGCUACUGCGGUGCCAGCGCCGUCCCUUACAACGUUAAAUUUGCCCUGAGCUAUCUUGUCGACGACGACGCCCGCUGCGGGGUGCGGUGCCACGGGCGCGUCGACUUUGACCACUUUGCCCUUAGCGGGGGCGCUAAAAUUACCUCACUCAUCGUGAACUUGCCGCUGGCGGAGUACACAGUGGUGCCGUGA